AUGGCGGCUCUGCUCGGCCGUGCCUCCCCGGCGAGCCCUCCCCGGCUCCCAGCCAUCAGCGCCGGGGUUAAGCCAUCGCUGCUGAGCGCCGGCGCGGUGCGGGAAGGGCCUGGCUGGCAGCAGAGCCAGAAGGGCCAAUUCCUCACAAAUGCAGCCCAAAAAGAGCAUCGGGCAGGGGGUGAGCUCCAGCCUCGGCCCCAGUCGCAUGGAGUCUGCGCUGCCAGCAGCUUCUGCUCCCGCUCGCCGCUUAUCCAGCUUCAGGCAAAAUUUCUGUCCCAGGAUCAGAUUAAUGAGUUCAAGGAAUGUUUUUCCCUGUACGACAAGAAAGAAAAAGGCAAGAUAAAAGCCUCCGACCUGAUGGCAGUGAUGCGGUGCCUGGGAGCCAGCCCGACGCCAGGAGAGGUGCAGAGACACCUGCACUUGCACAAUAUCGACAGAAACGCAGAGUUGGAUUUCUCCACUUUCCUGAAUAUAAUGUACAGGCAAAUGAAGCAAGAGGAACCCGAGAGGGAAAUCCUCACGGCCUUGUCCAUGAUAGACAGGCAGAAGAGAGGCGUUAUCGCUGUUUCGGAGCUUAGAGCCAAACUUACAAGACUAGGAGAAAAGCUUUCCGAGGAAGAAGUUGAUGACCUGCUAAAAGAAGCCAAAGUUGGACCAAAUGGAACAAUAAAAUAUGAAGAAUUUGCCCGUGUCAUUUGUCUUCCUACAACUGACUACUAA
Molecule: messenger RNA, 720 nt
Organism: Nipponia nippon (crested ibis)
Lineage: Eukaryota; Metazoa; Chordata; Aves; Pelecaniformes; Threskiornithidae
Source: RefSeq, a predicted model, not a curated record